AUGCGGAGGCAAAACCUAAUCAUUGACACAUCUAUGAAGCUUUUCCAGGAGUUACCUGUUUUUAUACCCUGGCAGGAGCAGAGCAAGUCAGGUCUAGAUGUGUAUAGUCCAGGUGUAAAAGAUCCAGAUUUUAAAGAGCUUGGAAUUCUAAAGCCUUUACCAGUUUGUGAAUUUGAAAUGGGAGGCCCAGAAGGAAUAAUAGAAUCCAUGCAAAUUGUGAAAGAAGGAAAGGCUUCAGCAAAUGAAGCAGUAGACUGCAAGUGGUAUAUACGUGCUCCACCUCGCUCCAAGAUAUACUUGCGAUUUUUGGAUUACGAGGUGCAGAAUUCAAACGAGUGUAAAAGAAAUUUUGUGGCUGUGUAUGAUGGGAGUAGUUCCGUGGAAGACCUGAAAGCAAAGUUUUGCAGUACUGUUGCCAAUGACGUGAUGCUUUCCACAGGACUUGGAGUCAUCCGAAUGUGGGCAGAUGAAGGCAGCCGAAAUAGUCGCUUUCAGAUGCUCUUCACAUCUUUUCAAGAGCCUCCAUGUGAAGCAAAUUCCUUUUUUUGUCAUAGUAACAUGUGUAUUAAUAAUACGUUGGUCUGCAAUGGAAUUCAGAACUGCGUAUACCCGUGGGAUGAAAAUCACUGCAAAGAAAAAAGAAAAUCAAAUCUCUUGGACCAGCUUACCAAUACAAGUGGAACAGUGAUCGGGGUCUCCUCUUGCAUUGUGAUCAUCCUCAUUAUUAUAUCUGUUAUAGUACAGAUCAAGCAACCUCGUAAAAAAUUUGUCCAAAGGAAAACAGACUUUGACCAAACUGUAUUUCAGGAGGUGUUUGAGCCCCCUCACUAUGAGUUAUGCACUCUUAGAGGCACAGAGCCUACAAUCGACCUUGCAGAUGUCGCAGAUGAUUUUGAAAAUUACCAUCAAUUACGGAGAUCAUCUUCGAAAUGCAUUCAUGACCAUCACUGUGGAUCCCAAAUUUCUAGCAUCAAGGGCAGUCGUAGUAACCUGAGUACAAGAGAUGUAAGCUUAUUUUCAGAAACGCAAAGCCAGCCUGUUAAGCCGUUAAACAGGAGGAACAUCCUCGUUAUGAAGCAUAGCUACUCCCAGGAUGCCGCAGACACAUGUGACAUUGACGAAAUCGAAGAUGUUCCCACUACAAGUCACGGGCUUUCCAGACAUGAAAAAGCUGUCCAGCGGUUCUGCCUCAUUGGGUCUCUAAGCAAACAUGAAACAGAAUACAACACAACUAGGGUAUGAAAAGAAAACUCAAGGAUGAACAUUUCUUAAAUAUUUCUUUUGCUUUCAGAGAAGAUCUCUUUUUACGCAACUCGGAGACAAAUGAAUUUGUUCUUAAUUGUUAUACCCAUCUUUGAAAAAAAAAAAAAAAAAAAAGAGACUCUGUUCUACUGUCAUUCCACUGCCUUGUUACAAAUGUAGGAUAAAAAGACAUUUCUACCCUCAACAUGAUGCUCCUGCUACUCAAUGACAUUUGUUGUAAUUUGGUUGCUGGCCACCAAGUGCUCCUUAGUUUUUAAAUACAUUUUGAAAUUUACUGGAUACUUGAAGAAGAAUCUAGUUAACUGAUUGCAAAUAUCCCAAGCGCUUGCUUUUGAAGACCGAAUUGUGCAUUUUGUUUUAGUUAGUGAACAUGGCAUGGUGGAUGAAGGGAAAUAUCACAGAACAAUUUCUUAUUCUGCAUUUGUACAUGAUUUCGACAUUACUAACUACUUCAAAUUUCCUGGUUUAUACAGUCGGUUGAAGAUCAAUUUCAAAUAGUGGACAAUGAUGUUAUGGAGAUGCUUUACUAUUUGUUGAACAAUGCAGAAAAUAACAUGAUUGGAAAAACUAAAUGGCAAUAAGAAAUGUGUAUUUUUAUUGUAAUGCCACAAAAACUUUACAGUCUUUCAUUAGAAUGUUGCCUUUUUUUUUUAAUUCUCCAUUCCAUCAGCAGGUGCCAUUAUGUCAACAUGAGUGGGAUGGAUAUUAUGUAAGGGAAAUGAUUACCAAUCUUGUAACUUAAAAGGGAGGUAGAAAGUAUUUGACUAUUAAGAUGUACAAAGCAUG
Xenopus laevis (African clawed frog) is the source of this 2049-nucleotide messenger RNA. It is a transcript of the gene neto1.L, whose product is annotated as neuropilin and tolloid like 1 L homeolog. The transcript has 8 exons. Bases 1 to 1242 code for a protein of 413 amino acids. The record is from RefSeq and is a predicted model, not a curated record. NCBI's taxonomy places the organism in Eukaryota, Metazoa, Chordata, Amphibia, Anura, Pipidae.